Solanum lycopersicum (tomato) is the source of this 1393-nucleotide messenger RNA. RefSeq names its product zinc finger protein CONSTANS-LIKE 4. Gene Ontology annotation, biological process: regulation of flower development. Gene Ontology annotation, molecular function: protein binding; DNA-binding transcription factor activity; zinc ion binding. The record is from RefSeq and is a predicted model, not a curated record. Gene Ontology annotation, cellular component: nucleus. Lineage: Eukaryota; Viridiplantae; Streptophyta; Magnoliopsida; Solanales; Solanaceae.
GUAAAAAAAAUAAUUAAUUUUGACAGAAAAAAAUAAAAAGCAAAUCAAUUUUUGAUUCUCUCACUUAACACAGAAAGAAAAAACUAAUCGAAAUAAUGGGAACGGAGAAUUGGAGUUUAACGGCGAAGUUAUGUGACUCAUGCAAAACGUCGCCGGCGACGGUGUUCUGCCGGGCAGAUUCAGCAUUUCUCUGCUUAGGAUGUGACUGCAAAAUCCACGCAGCGAACAAGUUAGCGUCACGUCACGCGCGUGUCUGGGUUUGUGAAGUGUGUGAGCAAGCUCCGGCGAGUGUCACGUGUAAAGCGGAUGCCGCUGCUCUCUGCGUUACGUGUGACCGUGAUAUUCAUUCAGCAAAUCCGUUAGCUCGUCGCCAUGAGCGUUUUCCGGUAGUUCCGUUCUAUGAUUUCGCCGUCGCGAAAUCUCACGGCGGUGGUGAUACCGAUGCCGAUGCUGUUGAUGAUGAGAAGUACUUUGAUAGUACUAAUGAGAAUCCUUCUCAACCAGAGGAAGAAGCUGAAGCAGCGUCGUGGAUACUUCCGACGCCGAAAGAAGGAACUGAUCAGUAUAAAUCUGCUGAUUACUUGUUUAAUGAUAUGGAUUCAUAUUUAGAUAUAGAUCUAAUGUCAUGUGAGCAAAAACCACAUAUUCUUCAUCAUCAACAGCAUCAACACAACCAUUACAGCUCCGACGGAGUUGUACCAGUACAGAACAACAACGAAACUACUCAUUUACCCGGUCCAGUCGUUGAUGGAUUCCCUACAUACGAACUCGAUUUCACUGGAUCUAAACCUUAUAUGUACAAUUUCACCUCUCAAUCGAUCAGCCAAAGUGUUUCAUCAUCAUCUCUUGACGUCGGAGUUGUACCAGACCACAGCACAAUGACGGAUGUAUCAAACACUUUUGUGAUGAACUCAUCUUCCGGUGCUAUUGCCGGCGCCGGCGCCGACGUUGUACCGAAUGCAGUUUCCGGUUUAGACAGAGAAGCAAGGGUAAUGAGGUACAGAGAGAAGAGGAAGAAUAGAAAGUUCGAGAAGACGAUUCGAUAUGCUUCUAGAAAAGCUUAUGCUGAGACUCGGCCCAGAAUCAAAGGGAGAUUCGCUAAACGUACUGAAACUGAAAUCGAUUCACUCAUCACCGUCGAUGCAUCAUACGGUGUCGUUCCAUCGUUUUAAUUAUUUUUUAUAUAUAUAUUUAUUAUCUCUAAUUAUUAAAAAAAAAAAUUGAUAUUUUGCUUUUUUCCUCUUUAUGUUGUUAGUGAGGAGGAUCGUAACUACGUGUAUAUAUAUCUAAUUUUGUUUCUCUUUUUUUGUAUCAAAAAGCUAUUAAAAAAAUAGAAAUUUGUAAUGGAUAAAUUUUGUAGUGAAUUAUUAAAAUUUUCUUAUAUUUUGUUUAA